AAAACACCUACAAAACCCCUUUUAUCACUUCACCUUUCUUAGAAAUCCUUCUUCCAAUCUCUCACACACCUCUUUUUUUUCCUUGUCUAAAGCAAGAAAAAUGAGAGUAAACAUAGCUCAAGCAAGUGCUCCUUCUCUCUCUCCUCCUCCAUCUCCUCACAACACUUCAUCAUCUUCUUCUCUUUUCCCCUCUAACAAACUACGUUUACCUCGUUCUGCAUCUUCCAUUCUCACAUGUUCAACUCUUUCUCGCUCUAAAUCAACUGACUACUACAACCUUCGUAGAUCCUGUAGUGCAAGCUUCGAUGGCCAUGAUUUCCCGCACUAUCAUCCCAUCGAAGAUUGCACUCGGAAACAAACUGACUCGAAUAUUAACACCAUUAAUUAUGGUCGUAGUAGUAGUACUACGAGUAGUCGUAGUACUACUACUACAAUGAUGUCGUUUCCACACUCGGAUUGUUGUGUGGAUGUUUUAGAACCAUCUUUGCUUGGUAUCCGUCCUGAACCCCCAGAUUGGCCUGCAAGAGAUGCUAUGAUUCGUGAUUGCAUUGCUUUGAGAGCGAGUAGUAUUGAGCUACCUCUUUCUAUGAGAAUGAUCAAGAUGAAGCAAAAGUUUUUGAGAUUAGAGGUGGAGAGAGAAACUGGGGAUCUCGAAAAGUAUAUGAAGGAUGAUCCUAUUAAUAAUUUGUGUUGUUCGACGUUGUAUAUUAUAAGGGAAGUUCAAAGCCAAGCUUUGAGAACUAGAGGGUUGGUUUUAGAUGAAGAGGUUGAUGAUGGGAUUGUGAGUAAAGUUCAAAGAGAGAUGACAUCUUCCUUUAUUUGGUUGUUUAGGGAAGUUUUUGCUAAAACUCCUGAUUUAAUGUUGCAAGUUAUGGUUAUUACGUCGAAUUUCGCAACCAAGUCACUUGAAACAUUGCAACCAUCACCAAAAAUCCAAGAAAAUUUGAAGAAAAUUGAUGAUGAUUUAGACCAAAAUUCAACAAAUUGGGGAGUUGGGAAUUUUGAAUUAGGGGUGUCAACAAGGGAAAUUUUGGAAAAAUUGGAUGAAAAUGAGGUGGGUUUGUGGAAUUUAAUGGUUGAAGAUGCUAAUCAAAUGGGACAUGGAGGUUAUGUCAAAAAUGAAGGGCUAAGAUUUGUUGUUAAUGAUGAUUAUGUUAAAAAUGAUGAUGAUUAUGAUGUUAAGUUGAGAGAGAAAAAGAUUGAGUUUGUUUCUCCUGUAAGAGUUAUGAUUGAAGGAGAUGAUUACGAGGAGUAUUAUAGAACUGAUCUUCUUUACCAGAUUGGUUUGUUUCAGGAGCCUAAUAAUACUCUUUUGCUGUCUAAUUAUGCUCAGUUUCUCUGCCUUGUUUUCCGGGAUUAUGACAGGGCUGAGGAGUGCUUCAAGCGUGCAAUACAAUUGGAUCCAACAGACGCAGAGGUGAUGACCCAGUACGCGAAUUUCUUGUGGGUGGUACGAAAGGACCUAUGGGGAGCCGAAGAGAGGUUCCAACAGGCUACGGUGGCUGAACCCGACAACUCCUUUCAUGCAUCAAAGUAUGCAAGUUUCUUAUGGAGCACAGGCGGUGAAGAUACAUGUUACCCUCUCGAUCCACCUCCUCGUGCUAAUAGCUAACGAUGAAAGCGAGCAACUUGCAGGAUUCUGGCAAGCUCUGCUCUGUGAAUAUUAGUCUUCUGUUCAUUCUUGGCUUAAAUUCACCAUCACACAUUAGAUUGAUUAGGUAACACAAUAAGGGCAUAUUAGUGUUACCAUUGCCUAUCUUUGAGGAUUCAAGAGUUGAGCCAUUGGGUAUUUUCCCGUGUGGCUCUUGAGUGUUGUAAUUUGUUGAUACUGGCUUUGGUGCAUCAGUAUGCUGAUAUAAUUUGUAAUUGUACAGUUGUAUAGCUUAUGUAAUGAGCAAAAACUGUUGAAACUUAAUCUGAUCUUUCUUACUUUUUCCAUCUCA
Beta vulgaris subsp. vulgaris (sugar beet) is the source of this 1943-nucleotide messenger RNA. RefSeq lists its product as hypothetical. NCBI's taxonomy places the organism in Eukaryota, Viridiplantae, Streptophyta, Magnoliopsida, Caryophyllales, Amaranthaceae. The record is from RefSeq and is a predicted model, not a curated record. The coding region runs from base 101 to 1612 and encodes 503 amino acids. The transcript has 2 exons. Gene Ontology annotation, molecular function: protein binding.